Molecule: messenger RNA, 1653 nt
Organism: Macrobrachium nipponense
Lineage: Eukaryota; Metazoa; Arthropoda; Malacostraca; Decapoda; Palaemonidae
Product: basic proline-rich protein-like
Exons: 4
Coding region: 1-1653 (550 amino acids)
Source: RefSeq, a predicted model, not a curated record
AUGACGACAACUCUCCAGUGGCUCACCAGCAGUGUUGCCAAAGUGCGGAGAAACGACCAAAAGACGCCUGGCGGGCCGUCCCCCCGCCGUCCCGGCGUGCCAAAAAGACCCGCUGGCGGGCCGUCCCGCAAGCCCGUCCCGGGACGCCUGGGCGGGGGUUCCUCGCCCAUCCGUCCCGGGACGCAGGCGGGCGUCCGCCCACCCGUCCCGGACGCCUGGCGGGGACACCUGGCGGGCCGUCGCUUUCCCCGCCCGUCCCCGGGACGGCCUGACCUGGGCCGCGCCCGCCCGUCCGGGACGCCUGCGGGCCGUCCGCCCGCCCCCGUCCCGGGACGCCCAGGCCGGGCCGUCGCCCGCCGUCCCGACGCCUGGCGGGCCGUCGCCCGCCCUACCGGGACGCCGCGCCCCGUGCGGGCCGUCCCGCCCGUCCCGGGACGCCUGGGGGCCGUGCCUCGCCCGCCAGUCCCGGGACGCCGGCGGGCCUGCGCCCGCCCGUCCCGGGACGCCUGCGGGCCGUCGCCAUGCCCCAGGGUACGCCUGGCGGGCCGUCGCCCGCCCGUCCCGGGACGCCUGGCGGGCCGUCGCCCCGCCCGUCCCGGGACGCCUGGCGGGCCGUUCGCCCGCCAGUCCCGGACGCCAGUCCGUCGCUCGUCCCGGGACGCCAGGCGGGCCGUCGCCCGCCCGUCCCGGGUCGGGACGCCCAGGCGGGCCGUCGACCGCCCGUCGCCACUCGCCCCGGGCGUCCCGCCCGUCCCGGGACGCCUGGCGGGCCGUCCCGUGGGGCCCGCCAGGCUACCCGUCGGGCCCGCGCCGUACCGCCCCCCGGCCGUCCCGGGACGCCAGGCGGGCCGUCGCCCGCCCGUCCCGGGACGCCAGGCGGGCCGUCGCCCGCGGGCCCGUCGCCCGCCCGUCCCGGACGCCAGGCGGGCCGUCGCCCACGCCCGUGACGCAGGCGCGACUCGCGACCCGUCGCCCCUGGCGGGCCGUCGCGCCCGCCGUCCCGGGACGCCUGGCGCCCCGCCGUCGGGCCCGCCAGGUCCCGGGACGACGCCGGCGCCCGCCCGUCCCGCGGACGCCUGGCGGGCCGUCGCCCGCCCGUCCCGGGGAGCCUGGGCGGGCCGUCGCCCCGCCCGUCCCGGGAAGCCCCUGGCGGGACCGCCGCCCGCCCGUCCCGGGACGCCUGGCGGGCCGUCGCCCGCCAGUCCCGGGCCCGACCUGGCGGGCCGUCGCCCCGCCCGUCACGGGACGCAGGGCGGGCCGUCGGCCCGCCCGUUCCCGGGACGCCUGGCGGGCCGUCGCCCGCCCGUCCCGGGACGCCUGGCGGGCCCUGCUCCUUCAUUUUCCACUUCUCCUUCUCCACGCAUCUCUAAUUCCCAGCAGCUUCUUCACCUGGCAAACCAAAUUCUCCUUCGCUCCUCGCACCUCUCCAACCUCAUCUUCCAACUGGUCGUUCCGUUCGCCCUGAACACCGCUCUUCCUAUCCAGCCACUUGAAGCCAUGAUUUGCCUUCCUCUAGGAGGCACCUCAGCUCCUUUCUCUUCAGUUUUGCAACCUCAACUUCACAAUGGAGGUCCACACCUUUCCUUCCUAAGGUCUUCCACUUUCUUCUGCAGGAGCUCGAACCUGACCUCGGCGUCUUUCCUGUCCGAUUAG